AUGAUUCAGGAAAUUUCCCAUUACGCCAAGAUGUAAAAUUGCUUACAAAAGAAAAAGUACUUCAUUCCGAAGCAGUCGGUCUAUGAUUCAACAAUUCGGAGAAAUAGAGAAAAUGUUGAGGCGAACGGGUAUUUCUGGGGGGCGUCUUUGGCGUCUUUUAUUAUUAUGGUUUCUGAUCACACCGGAUAUACUAACCACAUAUGCCGAGGAAAGUGACACUGCCGCCACUGGCCAGUUAAGUCCAAUUCCGUGUGGACCUGGCGGUCAAUUACAAUGUGAUCCACGGACGCAGUACUGUGAGUUAGGUAUUGAGCGUUGCCAUAGUUGUGCAGACUUGUGCCACCCCGCCAGAUUAAGGGCCAGUCCGGAACUGGAGACGGAGUGCAAGGAGCAAUGCGCGGGAUAUCUCAUGUUCACGACAACCACUGCCACACCUACGGUAAAGCAGACUGCUCUCCAAGGUUACGGCUUUGGGCGUGACCAACAUCAAACAAAUACAGGCGACAUCUCCGGUGUGAUAGAGAAGCUUCCAAGCUUUGGUAUAGGAAUAAUAAUUUGCCUGUGUAUUCUCAUUAUUUUGGGUGUUGUUAAUAUGAUCAUCAUGGUAUCAUGCCUAAUACUCAAGGUCAGGAAACGUGAUGUCAAAGACGUGAAGAACAAAGAUGAGGAAUAUGGUCCUCAAUUGGACUGUAAAAAGCCUUUAUUAAAGAACGACCAAGCUAGAAACGACGAAGAAAUUUCGCGAAAUUCGUCCAGCGAGACAUUCGAGGAGACGUCCUUUAAAAAUCAAAGGUCAAAGAUGGUGAUCGGGAGUUCAGAGCCCCCGCCGCAGUACAACUUUGAAGACGGUCAGACAGCAGACUCUUCUCUAGACCUUGCCGCGGCUAACUCUACUAACGUUACCGAGCCCAAGACAGCCUAAAACGGGACAAAUGUUAUAUUUAAUCAACUUUCAGAAUCUCAGAACUCAAACAAAAUCGCUGUUUUCAGACUGAAAACAAUUGGAGAGCAUUUCUCGGAUAUGAGGAUAUAUAAGAUCUCUGUGACAGAGAUCGUGCUAGAGAAUAAAUGAUGAAAAACCCCAGCACUAUGACAGCAUUUUGCAAAAAUUGCUGGGGAUCUGUCUUCAAAUGUAAAUGCAACAGUGAUGAGUGGAUUGAUAGAAUGACUCUAGAAUGAAUAAAAAAUGUAUUGUUGUAUUCAUCUAACAAGUAUUGAGCCACUUUUCUGUUUUCGAAUAUUAAUAUUAAUAUUAAUCAAUUUAAAUGUCGUAAUCAAAAUAAUACGUGGAGACCCUUGCCAGUUGCUUGGUUUAAAUUUAAUCAACCUGUUAGUUUAUUUGUUUUAAUCCUAUUUUAUCUCAUUUUUUGGUCUAUCAUAUAACAGUUAUAAACAUGUGCCAAACAUACAUUAGAAGCAUGGACCUUCAAUGUUUAGCAAAUAUUUAUUUAAUAAAUAUAACUGACAUAUCAAAACUUGGGAUUAAAGCAAGUUAUCUACAUGCAUUUUAUGGUGGUAAAAUAAAAUUGGACAUAAUCAAAUGGCACUUUUUUGUCUAACGGCAAAACGUUAAACUGAAGCUUAGUUGCGAUUUUAUACUCUCAGUAUGUAGACCUAUGCCGUAUUAAUAAAUUUUUCAUUUAAUAUUUGUGAACAAUUUGUAUAUUUUGACGCCAUAAUAUUUGUGACUCCUUCACGCACCGUUUUGUUGUUAUCAAUUAGAGUGCACUGUGGUGCAUGUAUUAAAACUUCUGUGGUGUCUUCAUAGCAUCUUUAUAAUUUCUAUUCUGAUAGACUAUGGCAUUAUCUGUGACGUCUCCAUACAUCGUGUUAUUAAUAUGUUAUUGACAUUUCAAUAUAGCAGGCUAUACAUAAUCUAACUGUGACGUCAAAAUUUCUCUAAAGCCUUCAGGAGACAUGCCAUGUGAUAUUACGUUUUUGUGAAGUCCUCGACGUCUUGUUAAUAUGCACCCAAACCCAAUAUAGAGGUGCAUUUCACAUACU
This is a messenger RNA of Lingula anatina, 2004 nucleotides long. RefSeq lists its product as uncharacterized. Lineage: Eukaryota; Metazoa; Brachiopoda; Lingulata; Lingulida; Lingulidae. The record is from RefSeq and is a predicted model, not a curated record.